AUGGGCGCCUUCCAAAACCGCUUUGGCGUUAUAUUCGGCCGCCUUAGUGUCGUCUCCGGCGCCAUCUUUAGAUCCGGCGGCCCAAGCGGGAGGGAGGGUCGGACGGACUCUUCCAGGACUCUGCGCAGAAGGGCUCUCCGCCGGAUCCCGAAAGGUCCGCAGCACCGGAGCAUGCGCAUUGCAGCACUAGCACGGGGCAAACUGGUUGCUCAUUCCACCGGUAAGGGGGGCGGGGGACCUUCUGUGACCUUUCCAGUUCCGAGCACUGCUAGCGGCGGCGCCAGAGCUCAGAUUGCGGCGAAGCCUGCCGCCAAAGUCGAGUCCCCGAUUCUGAAGCCCAGGGCUGACGCUGGCGUUACCAAGAGGACUAUUCGGGAGUAUUUGAGGGGCAUGUUUGCAAGGAAGGCUAAGGCUAAGGCCAAGUCCGAGAUGGAAGAGGCGGAGGAAAUAAAAGAGGAGGAUCAGGAUUUUACCACGAUUGGUGCUAUCGCGACUAUGACCGAGACACAAAUUCCGAACCCUUCAACAGCCUAUCCCCCAUCUCUAAAACUCCCAAACAUUGCGAUCCAUGCCAUGACCUCACCUACCAUGCCUAUGGAGGUAACCACCCCCACGAAUGCUGGAAAGGCCCGGCGCACAAGGACCCCCCGCAAGAUCCAACAAGGUCCACGUCGCCGGAGUGUGCGCAUUCUCGAGUCAGCCCAGAGGUCCAAGCAGGGUAAAUUAGCUGCCGGUGCCACCGCCCAGGCGAGCGGCCUUCCUGUUACGGCCGCUCCAACUACCAAGAAGACUAAUACGCGGGAUCAAAUUCCAGCAAAGGUUGUAUCCAAGACCAGGUUCCCAGUUCUGAAGCCCAGGGCUGGGGCGGGAGUCACAAAGAGGACCGUUACAGGGACUCCAGGUGGACAGAUUGUUUCGGAGGCUGAAACCCAGGCCAUGGCGGUGGAGGAGAAUAUUACGGCCACUACUACUAUUGCCGCAACUCCAACUGGGACUCAGGCCCUAGCUUCACCAUCGGUCCAUAACAAAUCUCCGGAACACUCAAACAUUGCGACAAACUUCAUGCCUGCCUCCAUCAUGCGCAGGAAACCUGCCACUACCGAAAAACUUACGAGGGCCCCACACACAAAGACCCCCCGCACAAAGACCCCCCACAAGGAACCGCAAGUUCCGCAGCGCCGGAGCAUGCGCAUUAUCGAGUCAGCGCAGAAGUCCACGCAAGAUCAGCAAACUGUGGGCUCUGGCGGGGAGGAAGUUGGGGGACAUAUUUCCGCCGCUUCGGUUGCAGACAAGACUGGAGCGCAGGGCACGAGUGGCUACAUUGCGGUGGAGGAGGCUAGUACUAAGGUUAAGGUGGAGAACGAGAGGGAGGAGUCCACGCGAAGAUCAGCAAACUAG
Tuber aestivum (summer truffle) is the source of this 1398-nucleotide messenger RNA. NCBI's taxonomy places the organism in Eukaryota, Fungi, Ascomycota, Pezizomycetes, Pezizales, Tuberaceae. The record is from the annotation of a GenBank genome assembly.